UCGACCGAUUUUCAGCAUUCGAAUCGGACUCCAUCAUUUCGUGCAUUCACUUCAACGCGUACGGAAGGGUGGUGUUGGCGCACUUGUCAAGUCGAAAUUAAACAAAUUUUUGCUGAGCAGCUGUUCGCUUUGACGUUGACGGCACAUAUCUACAUAACCAAAGGGGGCAUACCUGCACUAGUUGUUGAACGUGGAGUCUUGAUAUUCGGAAAUUUGUGAAUUACUAAUUAAUUUUUUGGAGAAAAAUGAAAUAUUUCGGUGGAGUUGAAGGUGGUGCCACACAUUCGCGUUUGGUUAUCUGCGAUGAGAGUGGGAAAUCGCUUGCGCUAACCUCCGGUCUCGGCACGAACCAUUGGAUGGUUGGAAUACCGGAAGUAGCGCGCAGAAUAGCCGAUAUGGUGGAGCGCGCCAAAGAAGAAGCUUGCAUUGCGCCCGAGGUGCGCCUAACCAGUUUGGGUUUGAGUCUCAGCGGCUGCGAACAGGAAGCCACAAAUGAAGACCUUAAAAAGGAGAUGUUCAAGACUUUCCCUGGUAUUGCUGAGAGUUACGUGGUUUGUAGCGACACCAUGGGCAGUGUUUUCACCGCUUCACCGAUUGGUGGUAUGGUCGUGAUUAGUGGGACGGGUUCGAAUGCUCUGUUACGGAAUCCAGAUGGCAGCACAUAUACUUGCGGUGGUUGGGGACACUUUAUGGGCGAUGAGGGCAGUGCCUUCUACAUCGCACAUCGAGCCAUGAAAAUUGUUUUCGACGACAUGGACAAUCUGAGAAAGUCACCUUACCCCAUCGAACGCCUCUGGGAAGUUAUCAAGCAACACUUCAAUGUCGACACACGCUUCGACCUACUGCCACACUGUUAUGCCAACUUUGAUAAGCCAUUCUUUGCGAGCCUCUGCAAGAAGAUCGCACACGCAGCCGAUCAAGAUGACGAGCUCGCCAAAUCCAUAUUCAACGAUUCUGGCGCGUGUGUAGCGCGCAGCAUAGCGGCAUUGACGCCCAAAGUACAAGAUGAACUAGUCAAAACUGGUGACCUGAGCGUGGUGUGUGUGGGCUCCGUAUGGCAUAGUUGGCAUUUGUUGAAGGACGGUUUCGAGCAUGAAAUGAGCAAACAUGACGUGCCGUUCAACCUGAAAUUGGUCACCAUAACGAAGAGUAUGGCAUAUGGCGCCUGUUAUUUGGCCGCUGACGCUAUCAACUAUCGACUGCCGCGCAAUUAUCUGGACAACUUCGAUGUCAUGUAUCACUAUCGCACGAAGCAAAAGACAACAAAUGGACACAGUAAUGGCGGACAGUGUGUUCCAUCGACGGAAAGUGUUUCGGUGCAUGCCUAGAGUCGAGUCUGGAACACAGUACAGUAGUAUCAAUGCUAUAAGUUAAGAAUACCGAGUAAUUUCGAGUCGCUUCAAAUUCCAUAGGUUAGUCCGUACACAUACAUACCAUAUACUUACAUGCUUGUAUAGGCAGUUACAAAAUUUACUACGUGUAGUUGUAGUCUUAGUUUAAUAAAUAAACAAAUAUACAAAUCGUUAA
Molecule: messenger RNA, 1527 nt
Organism: Bactrocera dorsalis (oriental fruit fly)
Lineage: Eukaryota; Metazoa; Arthropoda; Insecta; Diptera; Tephritidae
Product: N-acetyl-D-glucosamine kinase
Exons: 5
Coding region: 246-1328 (360 amino acids)
Molecular function (GO): N-acetylglucosamine kinase activity
Source: RefSeq, a predicted model, not a curated record